CGUCCGAGACGUGUGUUGUUAUUUCACGACUGCAAGAUGGCGUCUAUCAUGGAGGGUCCGCUGAGUAAAUGGACGAACGUGAUGAAAGGUUGGCAGUAUCGCUGGUUCGUGUUGGACUACAACGCCGGACUUCUCUCCUAUUACACGUCAAAAGACAAAAUGAUGAGAGGAUCCCGGAGAGGCUGUGUCCGUCUUAGGGGGGCUGUGAUUGGUAUUGACGAUGAGGACGACAGCACCUUUACUAUAACCGUCGAUCAGAAAACCUUUCAUUUUCAGGCCCGCGAUGCGGAUGAGAGAGAAAAGUGGAUCCAUGCACUAGAAGAGACGAUCUUGCGUCAUACUCUCCAGCUACAGGGUGCGGACUCUGGGUUUGUUCCAAGCAUUCAGGAUUUUGAUAAGAAGCUUGCCGAGUCGGAUGCUUACCUCCAGAUAUUAAUUGACCAGAUAAAGUUAUUUGAUGACAAGAUCCAGAACUGCAAAGAUGAUGAACAGAGAAAGAAAAUUGAAAAUCUCAAGGAUACAACAUGUAGUAUGGUAGAGUCCAUCAAGCACUGCAUUGUGUUGCUGCAGAUUGCCAAGGACCAAACUAACGAGGACAAGCACGCUGAUGGACUUCUAAGCACUAUAAAUCCUGUGGAUUCUAUUUACCAGCCCAGUCUAUUGGAGCCAGCUGUGAUUCGAACCAUGCCAACACAAACUGUUCCAUUGCCAGAGGCUGUGCAGGCUGGUAAAGGUGAGCAGCGGCCAUCAUCGUUGGCUGUCGGUUCAGUAGUACCUGGCCUCGGAAACCAUCAGACUCCCACUCCAAAUAGCACAGGAAGUGGUCAGUCUGUUCCCAGCAGUAGUUUGACCUCCCCCAGCCACGUCAAUCUGUCACCGAACACAGUCCCAGACUUCUCCUACUCCAGCAGCGAAGAUGAGUUCUACGACGCAGAUGAAUUUUCCCAGAACAGCGCCUCCCCGAAGCAUUGCAUGGACUCAUCGGAGUCUGCAGCAGGCCUUUCACACAGCAGCACAGGGACCAGCCUGAAAAGACCAGACACAACAGAGUCCAUCAAUUCCUCAAUGUCCAAUGGGACCAACAGUGCAGAUCAGUAUGACCCUCAUGAUGACCGGGAUGAUGAUGGAGAAGGGGAGUCAGUGGAGGAACACAAGAGUGUUAUCAUGCAUCUGUUGUCCCAGGUCCGCCUGGGCAUGGACUUGACUAAGGUUGUCCUUCCCACGUUUAUUCUUGAAAGACGAUCUCUGCUAGAGAUGUAUGCAGAUUUUUUUGCACACCCAGAACUGUUUGUAAGCAUUGGUGACCAACAAGACCCCAAAGACAGGAUGAUCCAGGUGGUCCGGUGGUACCUGUCUGCAUUCCACGCAGGCCGCAAAGGGUCUGUAGCUAAGAAGCCUUAUAACCCCAUACUGGGAGAAGUGUUCCAGUGUCAUUGGGCUGCGCCAGAAAAUGAUGAGUCUGAGCCAGUUUCUGAAGGGCCAGUUCCAUGGGCUUCCAAAAACAAUGUCACGUUUGUGUCCGAGCAGGUCUCGCACCAUCCACCAAUUUCAGCCUUUUAUGCCGAAUGUUACAAUAAGAGGAUACAGUUCAAUGCUCACAUCUGGACAAAGUCCAAGUUCUUGGGGAUGUCUAUAGGGGUCCACAAUAUUGGGCAAGGUUGUGUGUCCUGCUUAGACUAUGAUGAACACUACAUUAUAACCUUCCCCAAUGGAUAUGGGAGGUCCAUCCUGACUGUGCCUUGGGUGGAGCUCGGUGGAGAAUGCAACAUCAACUGUUCCAAAACUGGCUACAGCGCCAUUAUCACCUUCCACACCAAACCUUUCUACGGUGGGAAGAAGCACAGAGUCACAGCGGAGAUCUAUCCUCCCAAUGACAAGAAAUCUAUAUGUUCAGUGGAAGGAGAGUGGAAUGGUGUUAUGUAUACAAAAAAUGCAAAUGGGGAGAAUGUAGUUUUUAUAGAUACCAAGAAUAUGCCUAUAAUAAAGAAGAAGGUCCGCAAGCUGGAAGACCAACUAGAAUAUGAAUCUAGAAGGUUAUGGAAAGACGUCACAUACAACUUGAAGAUCCAUGAUAUUGAUUGUGCCACUGAUGCAAAGCACCGCCUGGAAGAGCGGCAACGAGCAGAAGCGAGAGAACGCAAAGAAAAGGAAGUGCAGUGGGAAACCAGGCUAUUCCAUGAGGACGGGGAGUGCUGGGUGUAUGAUGAACCACUACUUAAACGACUGCCCGUCAAGCCCUGAGUGGCCUACAGAACAAUCGUAAACAGAACCUUAUCAAGAACCAUGCGAAGCCCAGAAAAACAAGACGUUAUGACAUUUCCGUAUGAUCCAACGCUCUCUUUGGUGCUGAGAGCGCCCUUACACUGCAGCGGUUCCUUACUCAGGGAUACUGGACUUCUAUGAUAUGACAAUUCAAACAGGACAAUGUGUCUGUGUGUCACAAUUAACGCUUUACAAGGUCCUGUACUUCCCCCAUACAACUAGUACUCUACACAGGAGCCGUUUUGUCUCGGUUAGCCUGUCUGUUGAGAUUGGUUUCACCUUGCAAAUUACUCCCUAAUGGACUGAUUGGUUAAGCCAGGCCCAAAAAAUGAUUUCUUUACAGGUACCAGCUACAUUUAGAGGGCAACUCCACCCAACACAGCUGUCUCCUGGAAUGAGGCUGGAUGUUUACUGCUGCCCGUGGCCCCAGUGUGGCUGUAACAGGUGACAUUCAACUGGAAUUCUCUGCAUUCCUGGGGAGAGAUCACUAGAUGACAGUGGACCCAGCAAUGCUGCAUCACUUGCCCCGUGGUGGAUUCUUAAAUAAUUAGAGGAAUUUUUUUGUUUUUUUAGUGGCACAGCCAUGCUGGGGGGGAGAAUCUCUCGUCUCUGCGAAAAGCCUGAACAUCACUGUCCCAUUCCAUCAAGCAGCAAUAUAAAUCUUGGUUGGAGCUGUACUUUUAAUUCUAAAGAAUUAGCCUGGGAAACGUUCCAAAAACAAAAAUUGCAUAUCAGGCCCUUAUUACCCAGUGCCACAUUCUUCUUCCUCUGACGAUCGAAGGACGUGAUUGCUCUUCUAUAUCAAAAUGUCUUUUCAGUUCCUCUUGUAUAUACAGUUCAAAUCUGGGAAUUUAAUACCCACCAGAACACUUCUGAAAAUUAGACAACUUUACUUUUUGGCACUAUCCAUACCUACCUGAAAUUCUCAUUGUGUAAACUGCCCUCUUUCUUCAUAUAUAUAUAUAAAUAGUUAUUUUUUUUCUCCCCUCCCCAGAAACUGGUCUUGCCUUUGUAUUUAUUUAUUUUCCUAAUAAAAUCGUUAGAGCAAAUUA
Molecule: messenger RNA, 3314 nt
Organism: Rana temporaria (common frog)
Lineage: Eukaryota; Metazoa; Chordata; Amphibia; Anura; Ranidae
Gene: OSBPL9
Product: oxysterol binding protein like 9
Exons: 24
Coding region: 37-2241 (734 amino acids)
Cellular component (GO): intracellular membrane-bounded organelle; membrane; cytosol
Molecular function (GO): sterol binding
Source: RefSeq, a predicted model, not a curated record